AUGAUGGCUUCCGAUGAUGGACUUGGCCCUCGCAAGAGGCGCAAGAUUAGUCCCCCAGGGACUGUGCCUUAUGUGCUGCAGCCACUCUUCCAGGAUGUGCCAUUAGCGACUGAGUACAGCUCUGACGUUUAUAUCACUUGUGUUGAAUACUGGAAUGAGAACCUUUACAUUGGCACCUCUGCUGCAGAGAUCUUGCACUUUGUCUGCCUUCCACCGGCUCCCAACGAACCAAACGAGCCUACCUUCAUUUUGGCGUCACGACUACCCAUCUCAUUCGCCCAAAAUGCGACAUUGGAUAGUGAUCAGCAGGGUGUGCGGCAAAUUGUGAUACUUUCCUCAGUGAACAAGGCCUGUGUUCUAUGCAAUGGCACUGUUACGUUCUACCUGUUGCCGGAGUUGAGCCCAGCCUUUGGAAAUACCAAGGUCAACAAUUGCCGCUGGAUUGGUGGCUUGGACCUGAACCGGGACCCGGAAGAUGAAGAAAACCCGGUGGUGAUGAUCGCUGUGCAGAACAGGAUCAUGCUGGUCCAGAUUGGAGAGGAGGCGCGACGGAUCAAGAAGAUCGAAUUCCCCGGGUGCUUGGUUGCGGCGCGCAGAGGCACGAUUGCCUGCGCUGCUGACAACCAUUCAUACUCACUUCUUGAGGUGGAACAUCAACAGAAGAUUCCCCUAUUUCCUAUCUCGUCCUCGAACGAAGUCUUCGAGUCAGGGCAGGUGGAAGAUAUAACGCCGGCAUCUCAUUCACCCCUUCAACGAUCACCUUCUACUUCUUCCCCUAAUUCGCCCCCUGGAGAAGCUCAUUCCCAUGGUAGGAGUAGUAGCUUGAAUGCCUUUGUGGGAAUGCUUCAGCCACAAGGGCAAGUACCCCAGCCAGACCGAUCGCCUUCCGGGACACCGGAUCCUUUCACAUCUACCGGGACACCGAGGCGCUCUAGUUCAGAGGAGCGCGAGGAAGACGAUUCUUCAAAGAGUGUUUCCGGUGAACAGGGGCAUGAUCCGCAGUCCACAGCCACUGAGGACCUGAAGCCGUUGCCUCCGUUACCACGACAGGGUUUGAAACGACUUCCUCCACAUGUGGUGUCCCCAACUCCCUCCGAGUUCCUUCUAGUGACCGGGACCGAGGAAACAGAGCCAGGCGUGGGCAUGUUUGUAGACAUGGACGGUGAGGUUGUUCGAGGCACGAUCAAUUUCCACCGAUAUCCGAAGUCUGUUGUGAUUGAUACCGGCGAAGAAGAUAAAUUAUUUCAGCCCAGCGAGGAUGCAAAAGAGGAAUAUGUUCUUGCUGUGAUCGUUGAUGGCGAAGAUGGACAGACUCAACAGCGACUGGAAAUACAACGGUGGAAUGACGAUCCCGCGGAGAUCGAGCGUCAAAAGAAAUGGGUUGACAUUCCGUCUGGCGAUACCCAGCCAUCUCCAGUUGGCCUCCGACAUACGGUCAGCGCCAGUCAUCUCGAGCUCGAAACCAUCGGGAAGCUUUUGCGGAUGGUCCGCCUUAAAACCUCUUCCCUAUCUCAUGUGGCCGCGGCAGAUCCAAGAACACAGACAUCGAUCGAGCAGCUCCAAAAAGAAAAAGAGCUGUUUGAGUCGCAGGAAUUAACUGACUCUGAGGGAUCUAAGAAAGGAGAGACUUCACCCGGCCAAAGUUGGGAAGAUCAGCGAAAUGCCGAAGAGGUCAAGUUCGCGCAGGGACUUGGAAAACUACAAAGCAGUCUUAUCAUGUGGUCGGGCUCCCAGAUAUGGCGUGUGCUCAAAAAUCCUCUGGUUGUUCAGUUUGAGGAUACAUUGCAAAAAGCCCAAGGAACGAACGACAGCGGGCAAACCAUUCUUCAGAGGAAUGUUGCCACGGACCUGAUGCACUCGAUCCAAGACAUCGAGCCCAAGACCGAGGCAGAAUUCAUUGGCCUAGGCUACUUAAAGCAGAAAGCAAGCCUACUUCUCUAUGCAGAUCUUCUCUCCAUGCAGCCCAGCAAUCGCUCGGACAUGGUGAUUGGAGAUACUGAACAAGCACUUGUGGCUGGCAACCUUGACCCUCGUUUAGUCUUGUUAUUCAUUCCACUCUUACGAGGUGAGGUACUCCAGGGCCCCCAAGGUAUAUGGAUUCAUUCUGGACUGGCAGCCAUUGCGGACAAGUACAUCCAGCAAGUCGAAAAAGCCGGCCACGGACCAUCCGGGCCAACAGCCGCUCACAACCCGGUCCUCAAUAUGCUGAAGCGGUUCCUCUUCUCGUGGCAGCAGAAGAGAGGAUAUGGCAGUAUCCCUGACGAGAUGUAUGUCUUGGACAGCACCGAUGCCGCGCUAUUACACCUGCUUCUGGAACAAGACUACCAUUUAAAUGCGGAGCAGCGAGCAGCGUCACCCACCCGCGCCGAGCUGAACAAGCUGGUCGAUCAUUGGAAAGGCAAUUUCGAGCGAGCAGUGGCACUUCUGGAAACAUACAAGAGACUCUAUGUGCUGAGCCGUCUGUAUCAGAGCCGGAAGAUGUCCCGCAACGUGCUCAAGACAUGGCAGAGAAUUAUUGACGGCGAGACUGAUGCUGGUGGGGAGGUCAGCGCGGCUGGGGUUGAGGCACAGAUGCGUCGGUACUUGGUAAAGAUCAAGGAUGCGCAACUCGUUGAAGAAUACGGUUCCUGGCUGGCCGGGCGAAACCCCGAUCUGGGAAUUCAAGUGUUUGCCGAUCACUCGAGCCGUGUGAGAUUGGAGCCGGCCAAUGUUGUUACCUUGCUCAAGGAGCGAGCUCCCAAUGCCGUCCAGGUCUACCUGGAGCAUCUGGUCUUCGCCAAAAAUUACACGCAAUAUGCCGACGACCUCAUCUCGUACUAUUUGGACACGGUGCUGUCGGUGCUCCAGUCAUCUACCGCCGCACGUACAUCGCUGUCUGAUUCAUAUUCCUCUUACCGGGCACUGCGUGCCCCCAAACCAACAUAUAUGAACUUUAUCACUCAGAACCAUCCCGCAGAGCCCUGGUGGCAAUCUCGACUACGUUUACUACAGCUGCUUGGCGGCACCUCCAGCACGCAGUUUUCGUCCACCCCACUACCAGCAGGAAUCACCUAUUCGAUCCCCAAUGUCCUGGCACGCAUCGAGCCUUUUCAAGAUGAGCUUGUCUCCGAGUGCAUCAUCCUUGACGGGCUGCAGGGCCAUCAUCGCCCCGCCCUUCGACUCCUCACUCACGGUCUGGGCGACUACGAUUCCGCCAUCCGGUACUGUCUCUUCGGCGGCCCACGCAGCUCCUCUUCUGCCGGAGCGUCUCCCGAUCUCGCAGAUCACGAGCUGCAAUCCACGCUCUUCCGCCACCUCCUCGACGAAUUCUUGCAAAUUCAGGACCUGUCAGAUCGUAUUGAGCGCACCAGCGACCUCCUUGCCCGAUUUGCCGCGUGGUUCGACGUCCGCGAGGUCCUCGACCGCGUCCCCGAGGACUGGAGCGUUCAUAUCUUGGGCGGUUUCUUCGUGCACGUUUUCCGAUCUCUGGUUUCCCAGACCCGCGAGGCGCGCAUUGAGCGUGCCCUCAGCGCUGGAUUGAACUUGCGCAUUGGAACCGAGUAUAUUAACGAGAUGGAGAAAGUUGGCCCCUGGAUUGAGGAUGACGAGGGCUCGCGGCGCCUCAAGGACCUCAAGAAUGCCAAGCCCCCGCGGGAUCAGUUGGCACACGUCGAUGGUAUUAAUGAUGACGGGGAAUUUGGAGAUGUGAUCGGGCCUGGGUCUGAGGACGUAGGCCAGUAG
Molecule: messenger RNA, 3720 nt
Organism: Penicillium alfredii
Lineage: Eukaryota; Fungi; Ascomycota; Eurotiomycetes; Eurotiales; Aspergillaceae
Exons: 3
Coding region: 1-3720 (1239 amino acids)
Biological process (GO): autophagy; vesicle-mediated transport; endosomal vesicle fusion
Cellular component (GO): cytoplasm; fungal-type vacuole membrane
Source: RefSeq, a predicted model, not a curated record